GAUAACAGCUAACAUUUAUAUAAUGCUUUAAAGUUUGCAGAAUACUUUAGUCAGUUCACUUGAUCCUUAAAUAACAGCCUUCAAAGUAGGCACUUCAGCUAUUUUAUCCAUAUUUUAUAGAUGAAGAAAUUGAGGCUUAAGAUGUGAUUUGCCCAUAGUCAGAUAGUAAAUAUACAAAGCUUGAUUUGAACCCAAGUUUUCCUGAAUUUAGAUAAAGUAUUCUAUCCAUCACAUUUUAUUAUGUGAAGAUAUGAUUUGUUUACAUGUGCUAUUUGUGUAUGAAGAGAUAACAAAUACAUAUGUAGGAUUUGGGGUUGGGAUUGAGUAAGAAGUGAAUCUGGGUAUUAAUAUUUAUCUGUGUAGGAAACUCUUAGUGUAGAAACAUUCCCCCUGUUAUGAAAAUGGACAACAUUUCUUGAACUCACAGUCUUAAUAUACUCAGAUAGACAUUGGCAAGGUCAUAUUCAAUUCAAACAGCACAGAACUGUUAAACAAAAUAAUCAAACAAGAAUUAUAGCUUCUUUUUAUAGUAUAGACCAAGGAAGCUAGUCCUAAUUUUCCUGUUAUUUGAGAACAUGGCCUUUUAAUAUUUUUUUAUGUUAUAGAAUUUAUCAUGUACUUCUUAUUUGAUAGCAUCUAGGAAAAUAUAGCAUGGUCUUUUUCUAGAAAAUAUUACUAUUUAGUGAAAUCAUUAAAUAGAGAAUAAUGUUUAUUAUUUUCUUUCACAGCCCAGCUCAAGUCAUGCUAUUUAAUGAAGUCUCUCCUGGAUUUUACUACCAAUCCCUGCAUCAUUCUCCAUGCCUAACAUGGAGAAAGAAGUAGGAAAAUAAACCAGGCUCUAGGAAAAUGAACUUAUCUGGAUAUGGUGUGGAACUUGCAAUUAAGAGUACUGAGUACAAAGCACUGGAUGAUACACAGGUUAAAGCUAUGAAUAAUACAUUGAUUGAAGAUGAUAAUGAACCAACUGAAGUGCAAGGAUUUCUCUUUGAAAAAUUGAAAAAAAUAUAUCCAGAUCUUAGAGAAAAUCUAAAAGAGUUCCGAAAACAUCUUAUCCAAAGUAGUAAAGAAAUGGUACCUCUAAAGCCCUGGGAGCUGCAAGAUCUUAGUCUUCAAGCAGCUUCUCAAAUUAUGUCUGCUCCAGUUUAUAAGGCCAUAAAAUUAAUGAGAGAUAUUUCUCAAAACUUCCCAAUGAAGGCCAGAUCGCUAUCUAGAAUUACUGUAAAUCAACAAAUGCGAGUGGAAAUAGAAGAAAAUCAAAAGAAUCUCCAUGAUAGACUUGAAAUUGAGCCAGGGGAUGCUCGUCUAUUUAUAAAUGGUCUUCUAAUUGACUUGGACUUUCAUGAUCCAUUUAGUAUUCUGGAUAUGCUGAAAUUAGAAGGGAAAGCAAUGAAUGGCCUUCGUGAUCUUGGGAUUAAAGAAAAAGACUUCAGCAAACUUUUAAAAUUAAAAACACAUCAUAUGGAUGACAACUAUGCAUUAGAUAUUCGACAUGCUUCAAUAAUGUGGGUGAAUAAUUUAGAACAAGAUGAUAUAUAUGCUAUGUGGCCAGCAAGUUGCCAAGAACUUUUGGAGCCAAUAUACCCUGGAAAUAUACCCUCAAUUAGACGUAAUUUUUAUAAUCUGGUUCUUUUUAUUGAUCCUGGUCAAGAAAUUACAACAGAUUUUGUAAAAAUUGCUGAACUGUUCUAUGAGUACAGAAUCCCUCUAAGAAUAGGUUUUGUUUUCAUUCUUAAUACAGAUGAUGUAAUUGAUGGACAUAAUGAUGCUGGAGUUGCCCUUUGGCGAGUUAUCAAUUACAUUAUCGAAGAAUAUAACAUCACACAAGCUUUUGCUGCCAUAGUAAAGAUGUACCAUAAUGUGAAAGAAGGAAACUUAUUAACUGUGGAUAUCAUUAAAAAUGUUGUGCAAAAUACAUUUCCUGAUGCUAAUCUUCAGGAUAUCCUGGGAGUUCAGUCUGAAUAUGACAUAAACAGAAAGGCAGGAAUUACUUUUUAUAAAAAGACUGGACUUGGUCCUUUGCCUCAAGCAUUAUUUAAUGGUGAGCCCUUUACCACAGAAGAAAUGGAUUCCAAAGAAUUAGAUAAAAUCAUUCUCCAAAGGAUCAUGAACACAGCUGGAUUCUUACAAAGGGCAGUUUUUAUGGGCUUGUUAAAUGAUGAGAUGGAUGUGAUAAAUUUUCUCAUGGAUCAGGAUAAUAUCGUACCUCGUAUGAAUCCUCUAGUUUUGGGAAACAAAAGGCAAUACCUUAAUUUAAUAUCUACCUCAGUGACUGUUGAUAUUGAAGAUUUCACUACUUUCUCUUUCUUGGAUUCACAAGACAAGAGUGCCAUAAUUGCAGAGAACAUGUAUUAUUUAUCCAGAAAAGAUAAAGAUGUAAUUUCUGCAGUCACCAUCUGGAUUAUUGCUGAUUUUGAUAAGCCAUCAGGGAGAAAACUACUUUUAAAUGCUUUGAAGCACAUGAAAACAAGUAUUCACACUCGGUUGGGAGUUAUUUAUAAUCCUACAUCAAAAAUAAAUGAAGCAAACACAGUUAUUUCUAGAGGAAUUUUGGCAGCUUUUCUUACACAGGAAAACAGCUAUUUAAGAAGCUUUCUUAAUAAACUGGCAAAAGAAGAAACUUCUAAAGCCUUGCACACUGGAGCAAAAAUAAAGACAUUCCUUCUUCCGGGAAUGGCUGAGAAUGCUUUUGUCAAGAAGUACAAUACCAUUGAAAUGAACAUUUUCCAAACCCAUAAGUUGUUCUGUCAAGAAGUUCUCAAACUGCUUCCUGGGGAAAGGGCUAUUAUCAGCAAUGGGAGGAUCCUAGGACCGCUGGGAGAAAAUGAUUUACAUGCAGAAGAUUUUCAAUUGUUGGAAAAAAUAACAUUAAUUAGCUCGGCAAAGAAGAUUAAAGCCAUUAUUAAGGAUAUAGAAAUCAACCCCAAACGUGGAAGUGAUCUGGUUAUGAAGGUGGAUGCCCUUCUCUCCUCUAUGCCUAAAAGUGAAUCUCGGCAUGAUGUCACGUUCCCUAAAGAACAACACAGUGUUAUAAACAUAAAUCCUCAAGAAAGUGAUAUAUUCUAUGAUGUCAUUGCUAUUGUUGAUCCAUUAACAAGAGAAGCACAGAAGAUGUCUCAAUUACUGGUUGUUCUUGGCCAAGUUGUCAACAUGAAGCUGAAAUUGUUUUUGAACUGUAGGCAAAAACUUUCAGAGACACCAUUGAAGAGUUUUUACCGGUUUGUUUUGGAACCAGAAAUUACUCCAGGGCCAAAUAACAUUCUUUCUUUGGGCCCUAUGGCAAAGUUCCAAGAAAUGCCUGAAUCACCUCUUCUGACUCUCAACAUGAUUACUCCUGAAGGCUGGUUGGUUGAAGCAGUGCACAGUUCCUGUGACCUUGAUAAUAUUUACUUAAAGGAUAUUGAGGGAGCUGUCAGAGCAGAAUAUGAACUGGAGUAUUUACUGCUUGAAGGACAGUGCUUUGAUGAAACUACUGGACAACCUCCUCGGGGACUUCAGUUUACCCUAGGCAUGAAAAAGAAUCCUGUUAUGGUUGAUACCAUUGUGAUGGCCAACCUUGGAUAUUUUCAGUUAAAAGCAAAUCCUGGUGCUUGGAUUCUGAGAUUACGCCAAGGGAAAUCUGAAGAUAUUUACCAGAUAAGUAGACAUGAAGGAACAGACUCUUCACCAGAUGUAGAUGAUGUCAUUGUCGUAUUAAGCAACUUCAAAAGCAACAUUCUGAAAGUCCACGUACAGAAAAAGCCAGAUAAAAUUGAUGAAGAUAUCCUUACAGAUAAAGAUGAAGAAGGAAAAGGAAUGUGGGAUUCCGUUAAGAGCAUCAUUACUGGCCUUCCUACUUACCAUAUGUGGAAGACUCUUCUUUGGCCGAAUUUGUUUGACCAGCUGGAUAGAAUAUUUGCAGGAGGACUGCAAGCAGAAACAAAGGAAAAGAAAAGUGAUUUUCUAAAUAUUUUUUCAGUUGCUUCAGGCCAUUUAUAUGAACGCUUCUUGAGAAUUAUGAUGCUUUCUGUAUUGCGCAAUACAGAAACUCCUGUUAAAUUCUGGUUUCUGAAAAAUUAUCUCUCUCCAACAUUUAAAGAGAUAAUUCCUCACAUGGCUAAGGAAUAUGGAUUCCAGUAUGAGCUAGUCCAAUAUAGAUGGCCCCGUUGGCUUCACCGACAAACUGAAAAGCAAAGAAUUAUUUGGGGUUACAAGAUUCUUUUCCUUGAUGUUCUUUUUCCAUUGGUUGUGGAUAAAAUAAUUUUUGUGGAUGCUGAUCAGAUUGUGAGAACAGAUUUAAAAGAACUUAGAGAUUUUGAUCUUGGUGGCGCACCAUAUGGUUACACACCAUUUUGUGAUAGUCGAACUGAAAUGGAUGGAUACCGUUUCUGGAAGUCAGGAUAUUGGGCUUCUCAUUUAGUAAAAAGAAAGUACCAUAUCAGUGCCUUAUAUGUUGUGGAUCUCAAGAAAUUCAGAAAAAUUGCAGCUGGAGAUAGACUUAGAGGUCAGUACCAGGCUCUUAGUCAGGAUCCAAACAGCCUGUCCAACUUAGAUCAGGACCUACCCAAUAAUAUGAUUCACCAAGUUGCCAUUAAGUCUCUUCCUCAAGAGUGGUUGUGGUGUGAAACAUGGUGUGAUGAUGAAUCCAAAAAAAAGGCCAAAACAAUUGAUCUGUGCAAUAAUCCCAAAACCAAAGAACCUAAAUUGAAAGCUGCUGUCCGGAUUAUCCCAGAAUGGAUAGAGUAUGACACUGAAAUUCGAAAUCUGUUAAAAGAGAUUGCAGUGGGAAAGAGAAAUUCAAGUAAAUCAUCCUCAAAAGAGGUUUUCACUCGAGAUGAACUCUAGCACCUGUGAAAGGAGCCAUGAUAUUGAAAAACGAAUUUGCCAUAAUAUGGAAUAAAGAAUGACAACACUGCAGAGGCUGUGCUUCGAAUCUUUUACUGGAGUUCAGUUAAACAUUCUUCAAUUUUAAAAAAUGAUUAUUUAAAACUCACAUGUAACAUAUUAAGUAAACAAUUUCUUUUAAAAAGAGGCAAACCAUUUUCUAUUUAAUUUUUAAAGCUAGCUUUUCCUUUCAUCUUGGUUUCCUGCCAAGUUUCAGCAGUUUUACUGGAUUGUAAAUGUGUGUCUGAUUGGAAAUAAAACUGGUUCUCCAAAUUGGCUAUUUCUGAUAGCAUUCACACAAAAGGUUGUGCAUAUUUGAACUAUGUAAUCCAGAUUUGUUCAUGAACAAAAUGUAAUUGAUAUUGGAGAAACAUAUUUCUGUAUUUUUUCUUUUUACCUGCUACUAAUAGAAAUAGAACUUAUUAGUAACUUUGGUUAACCAUUCAAAAAAAUUACCAUUUGAAAAAAUGAAUCUCAUUUUUUAUUUUAAUAAUUAUUUUACAAUGUAAGUAAUGUUGCUUUGUAAUCAGCUAUUUUGGAAUGUUUAGUCAUGUGAUCUGUAAUCAAUUAUUUUGAGUAAAUGGAAUUAUUAUGAUGUUAUUUUUAAGUAACAUUUCCUUUCUGAUGUGUAUUUAUAAAGUGGCACUCAUGGGCAGGAAAAAUGAAUCUUAUUUAUUGUUCAUGGAAAAAAAAAA
Molecule: messenger RNA, 5555 nt
Organism: Sarcophilus harrisii (Tasmanian devil)
Lineage: Eukaryota; Metazoa; Chordata; Mammalia; Dasyuromorphia; Dasyuridae
Gene: UGGT2
Product: UDP-glucose glycoprotein glucosyltransferase 2
Exons: 36
Coding region: 847-4821 (1324 amino acids)
Cellular component (GO): endoplasmic reticulum
Molecular function (GO): UDP-glucose:glycoprotein glucosyltransferase activity
Source: RefSeq, a predicted model, not a curated record